This is a messenger RNA of Naegleria gruberi, 1078 nucleotides long. RefSeq lists its product as uncharacterized. Lineage: Eukaryota; Heterolobosea; Eutetramitea; Acrasida; Naegleriidae. The transcript has a single exon. Gene Ontology annotation, cellular component: mitochondrion. The coding region runs from base 55 to 1056 and encodes 333 amino acids. Gene Ontology annotation, biological process: protein lipoylation. The record is from RefSeq and is a predicted model, not a curated record. Gene Ontology annotation, molecular function: lipoyl(octanoyl) transferase activity.
AAGAAUGUUUAUCAGAAAUGUAACUAUUCAAUAUCGGAAGGUUUUGGAAAGUGGAUGGAAAAGAAAGAAAAUGAAUUAUUCAAUACUGCACAAACUAGAAAUACAAAAGGAAAGGAAGGAUACGAUUCUCUUUGUUUAAUUCUCUUAUCCAAUUCGAAAUAUGAACAAAGUUUACAAUUUCAACAAUUUCUAUUCGAUUAUUUGAGGAAUUUGAAACAAGAACAUCAAAACAAUAAUUUACAACACAGACAAUACAUGAUUGCAACAGAACAUUCAGAAUCUUGUUUCACUAUUGGAAAGUUAAGAUUUGACGAAACCUUUUCCAAAAAUCACAUUCUUCACAAUCCAAGACAAUUGGCCAUUCACAAAAUUGGUCGUGGAGGUGGAAUUACCUUUCACUGUCCUGGUCAAUUAGUUUUGUAUCCACUUUUUGAUUUGGAGAAUAGUUCAUUUCUCCAAAAGAAUAUCAAAUGGUUUUCAGAUGAGUUUAUGCUUCGUUCUCUGUGUGUUCCAUUUCUUCAACAAUUUUCAAAUGAUUUACUGAAAGAUGUGAAGGGCCAAGUGGAGAAUAUUGAAAAGGGUGAAAGAAUUGAAUUGAAUGUUGGAGGAGAAUCAGAGAUGGGUAUUUAUAUUAGCAGUAGUAUGAAACUUUGUGAACAGUCUGAUGAGAAUAAUUCACAAGAAAAGAAGAGAAAGUUAGCAAGUAUUGGAUUGCAAUUAUCGAGAUUUGUAUCAAUGCAUGGCGUGGCAAUGAAUCUGAAUUUGAGUAGUCAAGAUUUACAAUCUUUCAGGAGUGAUAUUGUAGCUUGUGGACUUCAUCAUGUUAAAAUGACAAGUUUGGCCAAUGAAUUGAAAUUGGAAGAAAUUUCGAAUGAACAAUAUGUUCACAUGAUGGAUAUUUUGGUAGCUCAGUUGGGUAAAUGUCAUCUUAAUGUUGACCAAAUUGUACAUACCGAUUUGGAAAAUUCCAAAUCCAAGGUGGUGAAUUUCAGUGAACAAGAACCUAGCUCUGAAUUGUUGAAUUUUAUCAAUUCCAAAUUAUUUCAAAAAAAUUAAUCACUUUUUAUUUACAACUUGC